Molecule: messenger RNA, 993 nt
Organism: Theobroma cacao (cacao)
Lineage: Eukaryota; Viridiplantae; Streptophyta; Magnoliopsida; Malvales; Malvaceae
Source: RefSeq, a predicted model, not a curated record
AUGCCAUUAAGAAACACAAUGCUAGUUCUUGCACUUAGGGAAGUCAUUCUUCUGCUUUCUUGUGAUCCUGCUCUUUUGAAGAAGACUACUUCCUCUUGCGCUCUAUCAAGCAAGAUGUCAAUGGGGACGCAGCCCAGAAAAGGCUGGCUCAAGCUUGAGGGAGCAUUCUUGUUCACAAUUCCUUACAAAGUGAAGCAAAAUCAUAAAGAAGAUGCAACCCAAAACAGCCUGCAUAACUUGUUUAAUAACAAUAAUAUGGUGGCAGUUGUUCUUGGAAGAGAGUGCUUCUGCUUCAGAAGGACAAUUCAAUCUGCUGAAUUCAGGAUGCAACCAAUACAACGUCACCAACUUCUGAGAAUUCAGCAGCAAUCUGAACUCAACCUUUCUGCAACUGAGAGAGCUGCUGAUGAACAGCGACAGCAAAUAUUUUGCGACAGCUCAAAAGGAAGUACCUUUCCUCAGCUGACUGCUUGGCUUGCUUUGAAGCUGCUCUAUCCCGAAUCCGUCAUUGCUCUUCCAAUGGUGCCAAUGUCAUCUACGAUGGCUGUUUCCUCAGGUGAAAGACGAGGCUCGCUGAAUUGGAAACAGAGAUAUGAUAUUAUUCUAGGCACUGCUAGAGGCCUUACGUUUCUGCACGAAGAAUUUUACGUAUGCAUCAUCCAUCGUGAUAUAAAGUCUAGCAGUAUCCUUCUGGAUGAUGAUUUCCAACACAAAAUAGCUGAUUUUGGGUUAGCAAGACUUUUACCAGAGGAUAGGAGUCAUUUGAGCACCAAAUUUGCUGGAACACUGGGAUACACAUCACCAGAGUAUGCCAUCCAUGGACAACUAUCAGAAAAGGCUGAUAUCUAUAGCUAUGGAAUUGUUGUCCUUGAAAUUAUUAUAAGUGGUCAAAGGAGUCAUGAGACCAACGCCGAACCUGAUGCUGAGUUUCUCCUCAAAAAGGAUGCAGCCAAUACAACGUCACCAACUUCCGAGAAUUCAGCAGCAAUCUGA